AAAAUGCGGUUAUGAUGCAGAUUGAACUUUUUUAAUUCAGCAUGUGCUGUUAUCUGAUCUCAGCUGAGUUUAUAUAAUUCUGUACGAGCUGCUGUCUGAUGUCAGAUGAGUUGAGGAGGGUAUCAGCACAGCCAAGCCUGCAUCCGAGGCGUUUUCACAUCAACAUGGAUGGAAACUAGGCCUCUGAUCGCUUUCCGCGGUGGGUUAUCGGUAUUUACCCCCGGUUCAGUACAGCCUGGUCGGAAUAUAAUGGAAAGCAGUCCUUUUCUCUGUCAGAGAACAGUGUUAUUAACAUCAUGUGUCAGCGAGCUCCAGCAGCACUAGUCUGAUGAGGAGGAGGAGGAUGAUGGGAAGCUAUCUGCUAACGCAAGGAUGCUUUUACUGCAAAUAAACCUCUAACUCAUCCGUGCUCUCGAUUUUACCUCUUCUAACGGAACGCCGCUCAAUUUUCACGAUCAAUUUGCAACCCUUUUAGCCUCGAAGAGGAUAUUUUAUAAAGACUUGCAGAAAUUUUUACUUAGCUUCGCUAGCUAAGCAGCUGUUGGCUUGACUUGUCAGUGGAUAUUUGGAGCAAACGGGAGGAUUUACAGCAAAAUAGCACCCGAAUCAGACCGGUGAUGAGUGUAAAUGAGACAUCUGGAGUCCGGAGGGAAUGAAUUCAGUGAACAGAUUAAACGACAUGUUUUAUUAAAGGAAAUGAAUGGUCCGUAAAUAAACGCGUGUUACUGAAUGUGUUUAGAUGAUAAGGUGGCCGCAACCCAAUAAACAUUUCCUAAAAACCUACUCGUCGGCCAAAAAUACAAUUUAACCACGCAACAAAUAAAAUCUAAACUACUGAAAACAUAAAUCAAGCAUCACUGAAAUGGCUGAAGAGGCGUUUCCUUUACAUUAUCUGGUGUGGGACAACCAGUUUCUAGAAUUGGACCGAGAGCUCCAGAAAAAACAGCAUGACAUGGAGCGGCUGGAUCCGCGCGGGCGCACGCCGCUCGAGCUUUCCGUGUGUCUCGGGCAUCUGGAGUCCACGCGCGUGCUUCUGAGACACAGCGCGGAUCCCACACACAGCAACACACAGGGCUGGACAGUUUUGCAGGAGGCAGUGAGCACCGGAGACCCUGAGCUGGUGCAGCUGAUCCUUCAGUACAGAGAUUUCAGAAGAGCCACAGAGAGACUGUCUGGUAUUCCUGAGCUGCUGAGCAAACUGAGACAGGCACGUGAUUUCUACGUGGAGAUGAAAUGGGAAUUUACUAGUUGGGUUCCUCUAGUGUCGAAAGUUUGUCCAAGUGAUGUGUAUCGUGUAUGGAAAAGCGGUUCGUGUUUGAGGGUCGACACCACUUUAUUGGGCUUUGAGCACAUGACUUGGCUUAAGGGCCGACGCAGUUACAUCUUUAAAGGAGGAGAGAGUGGGGCCAUGGUGAUGGAGGUGGACCACGAGAAACAGGUGGUGUAUACAGAACCGCUGUCUCUGUCUCCACGGGACGCUCCAUCUCUACUCGCAGCUAUGCUACCCUCGCAGGAGAGCACGGCCCAGAGACUCACUUCUCCUAUAGUGUCCACUCAUCUCAACACACGCAACAUUGCCUUCGAGAGAAAUAAGUCUGGGAUUUGGGGAUGGCGCUCUGAGAAGACAGAGGUUGUUAGUGGAUAUGAAGCAAAGGUUUACAGUGCCAGUAAUGUGGAGUUAGUGACACGUUCUCGGACCGAACACCUUUCUGAUCAGGACAAGUCUAGGAGUAAAGGAUGUAGAACUCCUCUACAGUCGUUCCUUGGUAUUGCUGAGCAGCACAUCUCUAGUACUGGGAGUCAGGUUUCUCAGUGCGCUAGUCCCCAUAACCCAACAGCUAUCACAGCGGAGGAGUACUUUGAUGCAGAGUUUAAUCUGAAUGGCAGAGAUAUUGGGCGGCCUAUUGAGCUCACCAGCAAAGUGCAGAGGUUUAAGGCCACACUGUGGUUGAGUGAAGCUCAUCCACUAUCACUGGCUGAGCAGGUUACGCCCAUCAUUGACCUCAUGGCCAUAUCUAACGCCCACUUUGCCAAGCUGCGUGACUUCAUCACCCUACGCCUGCCACCUGGCUUUCCAGUAAAGAUUGAAAUUCCUCUCUUCCACGUGUUGAAUGCUCGAGUGACAUUCAGCAAUCUGUGUGGCUGUGAUGAACCGGUCAGUUCUGUUACAGUACAGUCUCCUCAAGGAGCCACCGAGGCUGGUCAGACGCCUCCCCCUCUGCAGUGUGAAAUCGACCCGUCUGUGUUUGAGCCUCCCCCAGAAUACACCACACUUGGACCAGGCCGCAGCGAACCAAUGAGGGAUGAGGAUGAUAAUUUACUCCAGUUCGCCAUACAGCAGAGUCUGCUGGACGCGGGGACAGAGAGUGACCAGGUGACCAUAUGGGAGGCUCUCACUAACACUCGUCCAGUCUCUCAGCCUCCGCUUUAUGAGGAGGACUCUCAGCUUGAGAGGGCGAUUCAGGAAUCUCUGUCUCUGUCGCUGGCUGGAGGAGAGAGUGUGGAGUCCGAUGCUGGAGAGCAGUUAUCCCUGUCUGAUCCCGCACUCAUGUCACCUCCGUCUUACAGCUCACUGAGCGAGCCUCGUGCGCCGGGUGCGAUUGCUGUGGCCACCAGUUUUGAUGAACAGCUACGCAUCGCGAUGGAGCUCUCCUGCAGAGAACAGGAGGAGUUAGACAGGAAGAGGAGGGAAGAGGAGGAAGAGCUGGAGAGGAUACUACAGCUGUCUCUCACAGAGAAGUAACUGUAGCCCUGCUUGAUGUGGGUUUAACAGAGUCAUUAUUGGUUGUGGUUUUUUGUUUUUCUGCUGUGUUAAAUUAUUCUUCUUCUAGAUUCAUCGCUCUUUAUUUCCUUUCCAAAGUAAUAAAUGGAAUAUAAAGAGGAAUCGGAGAGAGUGUGUGUGCCAGGACUGAAACGAUUCAUUAAAUCAAAGAGCACGGCAUGAAAAUGUUCCACUGUCUUUUGAGUGAUAAAAGGUCAACUUUAACUUCAUUGUAUAAUGAUGCAGAUGAAAAUGUGAAUAUAAAUUAUGAACAUUGAUGACUAUGAUAAUGCAUAAAGGUAAAGUACUGAAAAUACUAUUGCAUAAAAUAAUGAGUUUACUUAUGGUGGAUAACAUGAAAGUAUAAGUAUUAAAUGUUGCUCAAACACUUUCACAACAAUGCUCUCUGUUAUGAUGUUUUUGUGUGCAUGUGGAAGCAAGCAUCUAACACACAGACAGCAGACAAAGAAAACAUAUUAUUAUGAUGUAAAGGGAUUCAAAUAGCCUUUGCCUUCAGAAAAGCUGCUCUUCACACAGACAAUGCAUGUAUGUGAUUUAGCUGCAGAGAUCCUUCAUAAUGCAGUGUUUCUAUUAUUAUUCUUGUAUACCACUUUCAUUUUGUUAUAUAAGACAACUGAAUCAUACAUCUGCAACAAAUCGAAAGGUAUUCUCCACUAGCUCAUUGGUUCUCAAUCAGUUGGGAAGGUUACUUUGGAAAUGUAAUAAGUUACAGUUAUGUAUCAUGUAAUAGGUGACUUCAAUUUGAUUACUUUUCUAAAUUUCUAAUGCUUUCAACUGAUAUUUUUCAAACAUGUAAACCAGGAAGGGUUAACCUUACACUAUCAACACUGAUCACCGUCAGACUUUCAAAAUCCUUCUUCACUUGAAUUAAGAUUAUAAUAAUUUAAUUUUAAUGCACAGCCACCAGAAAAUAAGACUUACUUUGAGAUCAUUCUGAGGUUGAAUACAGAUUUUAAAUCAUAACAAGGAAUAGUUUAGUAGCUAUGAUGCUGUUUUUGAAAUCAAAUCUUUGCAUAGCUUUGACAGGAAAACACUGCCAUCUAAUACUGCCUUGGAAAAAAGUUCAUCUUGAAGAAAUAAAGCAUAUACAUAAACCCAGAUAGGAAAUAAAACAGUUAUUGAAUCAUAUGUGUCCUAUUCUGUGUCUUAAACUCAUGAAACAUUGGUGUCUCAUAUUUUAGAGCAGUCAAUGCAAUUCAUGAAAGAAAUCAGAUGUAUCCCCCUUUGUAAUCGAUGUUAACCUUUUCUAUACUGUGACUGGUUAGUUACAUUUAUUUUGUAAUUAGAUUACAUUAUUUAUUUACAUGUUACUAGUUACUUCCCAAAACUGAUUAUGGAGACCAAAUCUUAUUAUAAUAAUAAUUAUUAUUAUUUUUUUGGUCCCCAUGAGUUUAGAAAUCUUACAGAAUGAAGUGUUUUGAAAAUCUUAAAAUGCAGAAAGUUUCCUGUGAUAUAAUAGUUUGUACAGUAGAGAAAUCAGUACGCCUAUGGAAUGUCCCCAUGAUUAUGAGAAUAUGUGUGUGUAUGUUUGUGGACAUUUAAACUGAAAAUGUAUUUUCUCCCCUCAAAUAACUUGUUUUCAUUGAAGAACUUUCUGAAUUGAAUCCUGAAUCUUGAAUCCUCUGGAAUCGUCCAUAAAAUCUUGUUUUAAUUAUUUAACAUUAUUCAACAUGUAAA
Molecule: messenger RNA, 4459 nt
Organism: Carassius gibelio (silver crucian carp)
Lineage: Eukaryota; Metazoa; Chordata; Actinopteri; Cypriniformes; Cyprinidae
Product: ankyrin repeat domain-containing protein 13D
Exons: 16
Coding region: 863-2743 (626 amino acids)
Cellular component (GO): cytoplasm
Molecular function (GO): protein binding
Source: RefSeq, a predicted model, not a curated record